Spirometra erinaceieuropaei is the source of this 651-nucleotide messenger RNA. NCBI's taxonomy places the organism in Eukaryota, Metazoa, Platyhelminthes, Cestoda, Diphyllobothriidea, Diphyllobothriidae. The record is from the annotation of a GenBank genome assembly.
AUGACACUCUCUCCCUUCCUCUUCCUCCUUCCACUUCUUCUUAUCCUCCUCCUUCCCGCCGCCCCAGUCGCCAGACUGGUAAGUUUAGGACGCUCACUCUGGCAGCUUGAAAUGUUCGCUCCAUUUCAGACAAUCAGAGUAGCAAUUGACCUGAACGGAGGAUGACGCUAGUCGCUGGGACAUCGCACACUACAGGUGGUCAUCGCUGCACUCGGCCAGACCCAGUUCUCCGAACAAGGACCACUGGAGGAGGUGGGUGUCGGCCACACCUUCUUCUGGAGUGGUCGCCCCAGGGCAGAACGACGAGAUGCGGGCGUCGUCUUUACCAUCCAGAAUGGCAUCGUAGGACGACUGCCCUGUCUGCCGCAGUGCAUCAAAGAUUGCCUAAUGAGCCUCCGCCGGCCUCUCCAGGGAGGCAAAUUCGCCACCUUCGUCAGUGUCUACGUUCCGCCAAUGGCCAGCCCUGAUACUGCAAGGGACGAAUUCUACGAGGAUCUGCAUGUCUUCCUGACGACUGUGCCGAUGGCAGCUAAGGUGAUUGUCCUUGGUGACUUCAACGUCCGCGUCUGCACAGACCAUGCUGUCCGGAGAGGAGUGCUGGGUACCUAUGGUCUCGGUGGCUCCGAAGAAAAUGGCCUGCUCCUUCUAUGA